Messenger RNA from Musca domestica (house fly), 3413 nucleotides. Its product is annotated as SANT and BTB domain regulator of class switch recombination. The transcript is spliced from 10 exons. The coding region runs from base 50 to 3196 and encodes 1048 amino acids. The record is from RefSeq and is a predicted model, not a curated record. Lineage: Eukaryota; Metazoa; Arthropoda; Insecta; Diptera; Muscidae.
GUGCUUUUCUCACAAUAGAAUACAUUUGUGCUCCAUUAAAUCCACGAAAAUGUCCUCAAAUAAUAAUAAAAAUUAUGAUAGUAAUUCCCAGAUUCCGCCACCACCAACAACAACAACAACGGGUAACAUUCAAUGUGAAAAUAAAGCUGGCAGUCCUGAAAAGACAAUAAAUCUAAAUGACUUUUUGGAUUUUUUAAAUUUGUCAUGUCAUGUCAAUGACAUGAUUUCUCAGACAUCAACACAAACACAUUUCGGCAAGGAUACUGGUCACACUCAUCAUCAACAUCAUCAUGUGGCUGGAAAGAGUGGAAGCAACCAUGUCACCAACACAGGUGCCGUUCCCAAGUCCCAUGGUUCGCAAAAGCCUUUGGAUUUCCAACAAUUGGCCAACAACCGUUUGGUAAAUGAUUUAUUUGGCUAUCGCAACAGUCCAAAGUCAACAAAUAUGCCAGAUGAGCUGACAGAUAGUGGACCGAGUACUGGGAGUAGUGGUGGCGCCGGUGAGGUAAAUCGAUUGCGCCGUCACAAUUCGAUAGUUUUGCCCAAAUCGAAGCAAGGCAGCAAUACCGGUGGCGGUGAUGGAAUAUUGCAUCCAAAGUUAAAUGAAAAAUUGGAUUUUAUACUCAACGAAGGGAUAUUGGAUGCGGUAUUGCCGUUUAUAUGUCCGGUGCCAUUGCCGGCGAAUUACAAUAAUCGUUUGAAACCGAAAACCAAAGAAACCACAUCAAAAGUUUCCUCAACAACGGUUUCAUCGGCCACCAAUGCCGCUGAUAAUGAAGCUGAGCCUUCGGCCGCAACAACAGCUACUAAAGACAUUAAUAGCAGUGCCACAAAAACCUCGGGCAAAACUCCUACCUCAUUGAGCGUGGCUAAGACCUUAACAACUAUCCAGUCGGGUUCCACUACAAAACGGGAACCCGAAGUCAUCAUUCAUGUCUGCGAUGAGGUUAAAAAUACAUCUAAAGAUUUCCUUUGUCCUCAGAGUUUGUUAGUCAGCAAGAUGGGCUAUUUUGCCGAUGUUACUGCCGGUCAAAAAUUAGAGGACAUGGAUAUAUCCGUCCAUUGCGACAUUCAAAUAUUCGAUUGGCUAAUGAAAUGGGUAAAAUCCGAAUCAACAUCGUCAAGUGCUAUGGAUCCAUCGGAGGGGCCGCCAAACUUGAAUGUAAACAAUGUGGUACCCAUCCUGGUAUCGGCAAGUUUUUUACAGAUGGAACCAUUGCUAUUGGAUUGUCUGAGCUUUUGUCAUUCCCGUUUGGGUGAAGUUGUGAAGGCCUCUACGAAUCUCUCCUGUCUCAACGAUUCGAUUAUUACCCGAUUGGCUGAUAUGUUUACAAAUGUCGAACUGGAAAUGGUGCGUGACAAAAAGGAUCGUCUGUUACCACGCCUAUGGACAAAGCUCAUACAGAGUUUAUGCGAACCCGAACCGGAGGCCCUGAGAGGACACUACUAUAGUUUGGCAGGAUUGUUUCGGUGUUGCAAAUGCAAUCGCUGCCUGACCAACACCAUGAAAUCCUAUGUCCAGUGUGUCCAGGGCAAUGUGCGUCUAAAUCGUUGGGGUCAAUUGGUUAGUCACCAUGUCCGCGAUACCAUGUGGGACCUGAAUCUGUACAUUGCCCAGUUGUUUAAGGAAUUUAAAUCGUGGCGUCGUGUCUACUGGAAACUCUGGGGUCAUGCCCAUUAUUUGUAUUGUUGUUUGUGUGAAAUGUAUUUUCCGGUGUAUCAGAUGUCUUGGUGCCGUUAUCAUCCUGAAGCACCCACAUUUCUUGGGCCAGUCACAGAUGGUCGUACAACAGGUGCUGCUGGACGUUAUCCUUGUUGUGGGCAGCAGGCAUUUCGAUUUGAGACCCUACCGGGACCAAAUGGUUGCCAGUUUCGUGAACAUAGCGUUUUGGUGGAAACUGAUCGAGAGCGCUCGAUUUUGUCCAUUGUUCAAUUGGCCACCGAAGGUCAUGCAUUGGGUGAUUGCCCCCCUCCAAAGAUGUUGGAAACAAUGACCAGCGGAGAAAGUGAAUCACGCUGGAUGCUUUUGUCGCUAAUGCCACAGCGAUGUCGCCAGGGCUUAUUGCCUAUCUUAAAUCCGGAUGAAUCCCAUAGCCGCAUUGCCCGGCGCGUUCGUCCAGCAUCUUCAAGAUUUUUUGCUGACUCCAGUACCGAAACCGAAAGUACCGAUAACACUUUGGAAAACCUACGGGCUACUUCUCGUAAAUUUGGAUUGGGUGACUAUGGCAGCAGUUUGUCGACCAGCAGCAGUGAUGGCUGUGAAUCGUCCGAUAGCAAAAUAAUGAUUCCCAAAAAGAGUUACAACAAGAAGCAUCAUCGCAAGAGCAAACAACCUCUAAAUCCCGGUCGCUAUUGGUCGGGCGAGUUGUCGGCCCGCAGCAAUCAAGACAACCAGCGUGAAUUCGAAGAGAAGGUAAUGAAACAAGUUAUAGCGUUGGUGCGAAAAAAGAAUGGCACAGACAUCAAUGUCAACAAACCGGCUCGACCUUUGGGUGGAACCUAUGUCAAACUGGAACAGGAAUGGAAGGAACAACUGAAGCAACGUUUCUACAACACCGCGUCUGCGAACAACUCCAGUUCCCAGGCGAAUGGUGGUAACUGCGGCGGCAGCAGUAUGACAUCAUUGUCGGUAAAGGCAUCACGUAAGAAGCCCGACAAUGGCCAAAUUCUAUCGAUUACUGAAUUGAAACAAUUAAUUUACAAGACCAGCCUAAGCUCUCUGCAUGAGCUAGUUACCGGUUUAGUUCAAAACCACAUAAACGUACACCCAUACAUACCUAUGAAUUUCAUUUGCUGUCUUGCCGCUUUGUGCGCCGUUGCUGUAGCCCGACCCGAUCAGUACGAUGCUGCUGCGGAGACUCGCAGCUACAGCAGUGACCUUAAGGAGGAUGGCAGCUAUCAAUUUCAAUUUGACACCACAAAUGGCAUUGCGGCUCAGGAGUCUGGGGUAGGCGGUUACUAUGCCAGCGGUUCAUCGGCCUACUAUGCUCCCGACGGCCAACUAAUCACAUUGACCUACACGGCUGACGAGAACGGUUUCCACCCGGCCGGUGACCAUUUGCCCACCCCACCACCAAUUCCCACUGCUAUCCUCAAGGCCUUGGAAUACAUUCGCACUCAUCCCCACGAAGAGGAAAGACAAGGUGGUGCUGCCAAAGUAAAGCACGUGCUACAAGACAAGCGUUAUCAUCAUUAAGUUAUUGUGUGGUGACCCAGCGGUGUCCUCUGAUUAGAUUUAGGGUUUCCUUUUUCUAAUUUUAAGUGUUUUCCCCCAAACCCAUGCCAUCCCGUUUGAACUCCCGCCCCAUCCAUCCAUCCAUACCCACAGACCACCAACACCAUCCAAUCAAAAAUCCCUAAUUGCCCAGCUAUUGUUAAAUGUUAUGAAAGAAUGAAACAACAAAAGAAAGAAA